AUGACUGAACUUGCAAAGAAAGUAUCGCUUACCCAGGCAAUUGUUUCUAUGCGUGAACUUUUUCCUUCAGAAUAUAGUUUUUAUCCACAAAGUUGGAUUCUUCCUGCACAAUUAAAAGAAUUUAGUGAUUAUUGCCUAACUUUUGAGGAAGAAAAUAAUAAAUGUUUUAUUGUUAAACCAGAUGAUGGUGCUCAAGGAACUGGCAUUUAUUUAAUUAGUUCACCAUCAGAAUUAUUGCAAACAAAUUCCAAUCGUCAACUUAUUCAAGAAUAUAUGCCUGAUCCCUAUCUACUUUCUGAUGGAUUGAAAUUUGAUUUACGUGUUUAUGCAGUUAUUCGAAGCCUUAAUCCUUUAUCAAUUUAUGUAGCCAGGGAAGGAAUGGCUCGUUUUUGUACUGAAAAAUAUCCGGGAAUGCCAACUAAAGAAAAUUUUUCUAAUCUUUAUGCACAUUUAACUAAUUAUUCUUUAAAUAAAGCAAAUAAUGCUUAUAUUCACAGUAAAUCAUUAAAAGAACAACUUAAAGGAAGUAAAAGACUACUUUCUACUGUUUUUCACCAAAUGGAACACAAAGGAGUGAGAACUCGUCGUUUAUGGCGUGAAAUUAAAUUAAUUAUAGUAAAGACGGUGUUAGCAAUGGUUCCAGAAUUAAUGCUUAAUUAUGAACAUCAUUUUUGUGAAUUUAAAUAUCAGGCACCUCAAUGCUUUCAAAUAAUUGGUCUAGAUAUUCUUGUACGGCAAGAUGGCACCCCUAUUCUUCUCGAAGUUAACUCAUCACCUUCAUUAAGCGUUGACCACAUUUUGGCACAAAAUGAGAAUAUUUGGAUAGAAAAUUCAGAAAUCCCUCCACUACUUAAUAUACCAGAACAACCUGUUAGAUCUGUUGUUGAUGAAGUAUUCCCAAUAAAUUAUGGACAAACAAGUAAACAUUUGUUAGUUUUAGAUAAAGCAGUUUAUUUAUAUUUGCAAUUUUGUAAUAUAAAACAAACACUUCUUAUUUCAUUACCAGCAAUUCGUGCCUUUAUUAGGUAAUUUAGUUAUGUUUUUGUUUCCUUCUUUCUCCCCCGAAUUUUCAUAUUUUUGACGUAAAGGAAAGAUUACUGUGUGUGAUUGUUGUUUAUAUUUUUGGAUUAAGGGGCCU
This is a messenger RNA of Meloidogyne enterolobii, 1138 nucleotides long. NCBI's taxonomy places the organism in Eukaryota, Metazoa, Nematoda, Chromadorea, Rhabditida, Meloidogynidae. The record is from the annotation of a GenBank genome assembly.